AAUGAAUAAAGAUUAAAAACCUUAAAAGCCAUUACCUAAAUCAGAGAUGGAGGUUUUAAGAUAAUUCCACCAAUUUGUUAGAGAUGAUGAUGAAGAUAUUGAUCCAAAGUUAAGUACAAACGAUGACUACGGUAGAAUGAUUGCAAGAAAAUAUUAUGAUAAACUUUAUAAGGAAUAUGCUAUCAUAGAUUUAUCGCAAUAUAAAACUGGAAAGUAUGUAUCAAUAUUAUUCUUAGGAUUGGGAUGAGAUGGAGAACUGAACCAGAAGUACUAAGUGGCAAGGGAGAAACUAUUUGUGGGAAUAAAGUAUGCACUAAAGACAAAGAAUUAAGUACAUGGGAAUUGAAUUUUAAAUAUAAAGAAAAUUCAGAAGUAAAGAAUACAUUAGUGAAAGUGAAGUGUUGUAAUAAUUGCAGUGAAUAAUUGAAUUACAAAGUAUUAAAUUAUUUGUGCGCUUUUCAAAUAGAAACUUCACAAAAAGGUAAAAGAGUACUCAGAGGAGGAGAUAAGGCAUAUGCUAGCAAAGUUAGAGGAGAAAAAGAAGAAAUUAAAAUAAGAAGAUUCUUGAAUAUUAAAAUUAUUAAUUAAAUAAUUAUGCAAUAAAAUUACCACAUUCAUGGUCGAAAGAGCCCUAAAUAGAUUGUAGGACUAGAGUAAAAAAUCAACCAAUAUUUUUCUAAUAAAAUCCAAGAAAGAUAAAUCAUUGCUGAUAUAAUAUCUCGACCCUAAUUAGAGGAGAUAAUUCCAUGUAGUAUAAAAAUGAAUAUCAGAUAGUGAAAUCUUGAAUUAGAAAAGAAUGAAAUACUCUAAUGUUUAAAAUUAAUUACAUAAUAAAUAAGUAAACAAAACUUAGAAGUCAGAAAAAAAAGAAAUCAAAUAUCAUACAUCUAGAUCAAGCAAUUCAAAUUUACAUAAUAGAGACAAUAAAUCUUAAAAGUCUAACAAAUAGUUUGGGAGUUGUUGCUCAUGUUAUUGUUGGGGUUGCAGCAGAAAAAAUUCUACAAGGAUUAAAAAACCUAGAACACCAUAAAUUAAGGGUGAACAUUAUUAUGUUAAUUAGAAUAAUAAAACAAAUGAAUCAAAUUAAGUCAUAAGUAUAAAUAAAUUCUUAUUUAGAAGAAUAUUCUAUAGUGAAUUCUCAAUCUAAAUGUGUUAAAAUAAAUAUGAAACCACAUUCUACUGAAUAGAGAAAAUAAAAUAAAAUACAUAAUUGUUGUAAAAUUAAUCAUUUGGCAAAUCCAAAACCCUCAUAAGCUAUAUCAUAAUAUUCUGAAUCUGCAAAACAAUAUUCAUAAAAAGAGUAUCUUUAAAUUUAAUAGCAAAUACAAAAUGUUUGUAGUUUCAAGAAAUGUCAACCAUCAAAAAGAGAAUAAAAGCCAAAAGUAGCAUGGAGAGUUGAUAUGUAAAAAGUAUUUAUGUUUAUAAUCAAUGAAAGAUUGAAGAAGGUAAAAUUAGAAAAAUGAGAGUAGAUAAAUUGACUUAAAUGUAUAAAGAACUAGCAAAUAAAUAUAUAAUGAAACAUAGAAGUAGUUCUAAUUAAAAUAAAAUUUAAUAUUAAUAAGAGUAAAAUAAAAUUAAUUAAAAAAAUAUUGAAUUAGAUAAAUAAAUAACAAAAAUAGAAUAAAAAGAAAAAAAUAUGAAAAAAUAUAAAUAAGCUAUAGAAUUAUUUAAAAAGAAAAAAUAAUAAAUAAAUAUUACUAAAAACAAUUACAAUAAUGUAUAGAAUUAAGAUGAAGAUAUUUAAAUUGAAAAUAAAGUAUAAUGCUAAAUAAAGAAAUAUGAGUCUAAACCAAUAGAAUAAACUUUCUAAAAUUAUUAAUCAUAUUAAUUAGUUGACUUAAAAUGA
Paramecium pentaurelia is the source of this 1846-nucleotide messenger RNA. The record is from the annotation of a GenBank genome assembly. NCBI's taxonomy places the organism in Eukaryota, Ciliophora, Oligohymenophorea, Peniculida, Parameciidae.